This is a messenger RNA of Triplophysa dalaica, 938 nucleotides long. RefSeq names its product proteasome 20S subunit alpha 6b (gene psma6b). The transcript has 7 exons. Lineage: Eukaryota; Metazoa; Chordata; Actinopteri; Cypriniformes; Nemacheilidae. Gene Ontology annotation, biological process: ubiquitin-dependent protein catabolic process. The record is from RefSeq and is a predicted model, not a curated record. Bases 89 to 829 code for a protein of 246 amino acids. Gene Ontology annotation, cellular component: nucleus; proteasome core complex; cytosol.
UCCGGAUCAUUCUGCAUAUUGCAGUGUACAGUCUAGCUUGUAACUGUCUUCUGUGUAUACGCUUAACGUUAUAUUAUUUCUUAUAAACAUGUCCCGGGGUUCCAGCGCAGGUUUUGACCGUCACAUUACAAUUUUUUCUCCAGAGGGAAGACUUUAUCAAGUAGAAUAUGCGUUUAAGGCCAUAAAUCAAGGUGGUCUGACAUCAGUCGCUGUUAGGGGGAAGGACUGCGCAAUAGUCGUCACACAGAAAAAAGUCCCAGAUAAGCUUCUGGAUGCCUCCACUGUUACUCAUUUAUUCAGAAUCACGGAGAACAUCGGCUGCGUCAUGUCAGGAAUGACAGCUGACAGCAGGUCCCAAGUGCAGCGAGCUCGCUAUGAGGCUGCUAACUGGAAGUACAAGUAUGGCUAUGAGAUUCCAGUAGACAUGCUUUGUAAAAGGAUCGCUGACAUCUCUCAGGUUUACACACAAAAUGCAGAGAUGAGGCCACUUGGCUGCUGCAUGAUUGUAAUUGGUCUGGAUGAGGAGUUGGGGCCACAAGUAUAUAAAUGUGACCCAGCAGGUUAUUACUGUGGAUUCAAGGCUACGGCUGCAGGUGUAAAACAGACAGAGGCUACAAGCUUCCUGGAGAAAAAAGUGAAGAAGAAACUUGAUUGGACCUUUGCGCAGACAGUUGAGACGGCAAUCACCUGCUUAACAACUGUGCUAGCGAUUGAUUUCAAGCCGUCUGAGUUGGAGGUAGGCGUAAUAACAGCAGAGGAUCCGAAAUUCAGGAUUUUGUCAGAGGCAGAGGUGGACACUCACUUAGUCUCUCUGUCUGAUAGGGACUGAUGUCUCCAGUGUUCCACUCAGGAAGUCCUGGGAUAUGUAGAAUUCCAGUCUGAGCCCUUGUUCUCAUGUAAAUUUCCCCUGUUCCAUUAAAUACAUUUUGGAAAAAAUA